GCCAUCUCAUCUGUUAUAAAGAGAAGAGACUCCUUGAUCUCUGUCUUCACCACCGGACACUGGUAGUGUAGCGUACUGUUUUAAUGUCGUAAAAUGGCGCGUGCGCAACUCACACCAACAUUUGACUCGCAUCGGCAGCAGCGACAACCGUCAGCAUGUCAGUAAAGUGAAUUCGUACCAUUACCAUAGACAUGAAGUUUGUAUGAAUCUGAACAGUCUUAUAUUUUCGCAUCGGCAAGCAAUUGGGGCAGGUAGCUGGUUAGACUAGCUCGCUGGCUAAAAAUAUUUAGCAACUCAACGUCACGUACAAUAACUCUGCUAAACGAAGGAUUUAAAAGUGUCGUAGAUGAAGGCCUUUCUUCGUACUGUUUACAUGGGCUAACAAAUGUGGGGACGAAUAUUGCUGUGCCCCGCUAUUGGAGUACGUGUUUUGAGUCGAAGACAUCUCUUCACUAUGCAGUUGAAAACGAAGGACUUUCAGUCACUAUUUACAGAUGGACUGAAUGGUAUUGCAGGUCUGUUUGAGAAGAACCAGUUUGAGUUGAGGAUCGCUGGAGGAGCAGUACGAGAUCUUCUCUCUGGGAAGCGACCGGAGGAUGUGGACUUUGCCACAACCGCCACCCCAGAGGAGAUGAAGAAAAUGUUCCAAGCUGCAGGAAUACGUAUGAUCAAUAACAAAGGCGAGACGCAUGGCACCAUCACAGCCCGACUGCACAAUGAGAACUUUGAGGUGACCACUCUGCGUGUGGAUGUUCAGACGGAUGGACGACAUGCAGAUGUGGAGUUCACCACAGACUGGCAGGUGGAUGCUGAGCGCAGAGACCUCACCAUCAACUCCAUGUUUUUAGGACUGGAUGGCACACUGUAUGACUACUUCAGUGGAUAUAAGGACCUCCAGAACCGAAAAGUACGGUUUGUUGGCAGUGCUUCCCUCAGGAUACAGGAGGACUACUUGCGAAUUUUGCGAUAUUUCAGGUUCUAUGGGAGGGUGGCCUCUGAGCCAGGAGAGCAUGAUCCCGAGACCCUUGAAGCCAUCAGGGACAACGCCCGUGGCCUGGCAUCCAUAUCUGGAGAGCGUAUCUGGGUAGAGCUGAAGAAGAUGAUGACAGGAAAUCACGCUGCACACUUAGUAGAACUCAUCUAUGAGCUGGAGCUGGCACAGUACAUGGGUUUGCCACCAGAGGGCAAUGUUGAGGAGAUGAAACGAGUAUGGCACUGUGCUCAAAGCUUGUCUCCAAAGCCUAUGACUUUUCUCUCAGCGUUGUUGCGCAGCAUGGACGACGUGGACAAGCUGGACCUGCGGCUCCGGAUCUCCAAAGAGGAGAAGACGCUGGGCCUCUUCCUGGUCAAACACAGGCGGGACCUCGUCAAGGGUCAAGAUGACGACAACCGGCUCAGGCCUUACACAGAUUUAAUCAUUGACAGCCGGGAGGUGGAUAUUCAGAAUAAAAUCUGUGAGCUGCUCAAGUACCAGGGCGAGGAGAAACUUCUUGCCGAGAUGACGAGCUGGUCCAUCCCUCGCUUCCCCGUCAGUGGGCAUGACCUGAGGAAGAUGGGCAUCACGUCAGGCAAGGAGAUUGGCACCACCUUGCAGGGCCUACGUGACACGUGGAAGAAGAGUCGCUACCAGAUGGACAAAGAGGAGCUCCUCAGUACACUCAACUAGUCCUGAAAACAGAAUUGUGGGAUGGGGAGCGCUAAGGAGUUGGCUGGUUUCAGAGCAUACACACACACACACACAUCCACAUCCACAUCCCGAAUCCACAAGUAACUUUUUUUUCUUAAAGACAUUUUUGUUGGGAUUUUGUUGGCGUGCUGUCAACAAGUGCUGUGUGGAUUAUGGAUAUGAGUAAUAUGGCGAGCUGCAGCUGUGGUAUUUACAAUUUGCAUGGAUAAUUUGAGUUCUUUUGUAUUUUCAAAGGCCAUGGAUACUGGAAAGAAGGUGGCUAUUAGAGCUGAUUUGCUUCCCGUGUGGAUAGACUGCAUCAUUUUGUGUUGCCUGUGUUCUGGAGUGAUAACUUAUUGAUGAGGUACAGACCAUUGAGAAUAAUUUGGCAUUGUUCAGAUGUUCUUGCUAUGCAUCAUUGGCGGUUCUGUGGUACCGGUCCUAUGUACUCUUUUCUGCCAAUAAACAAUUUCCACUGCUGUCCACAGUAGAGGCA
Molecule: messenger RNA, 2162 nt
Organism: Clupea harengus (Atlantic herring)
Lineage: Eukaryota; Metazoa; Chordata; Actinopteri; Clupeiformes; Clupeidae
Gene: trnt1
Product: tRNA nucleotidyl transferase, CCA-adding, 1
Biological process (GO): tRNA 3'-terminal CCA addition; mitochondrial tRNA 3'-end processing
Cellular component (GO): mitochondrion
Molecular function (GO): nucleotidyltransferase activity; tRNA binding
Source: RefSeq, a predicted model, not a curated record